AUGGGGCUGCCUCGGAGGGCGGGGGACCCGGCGGAGCUGCGCAAGAGCCUGAAGCCGCUGCUGGAGAAGCGCCGCCGCGCGCGCAUCAACGCGAGCCUGAGGCAACUCAAGGGGCUCAUCCUGCCGCUGCUGGGCAGGGAGAGCUCCCACUGCUCGAAGCUGGAGAAGGCGGACAUCCUGGAGAUGACCGUGCGCUUCCUGCAGGAGCUGCCCGCGUCCUCCGGCCCCGCGGCAGCGCCCGCGCCCUCCGACAGCUACGGUGAGGGCUACCGCGCCUGCCUGGCGCGUCUGGCCCGUGUGCUGCCCGCCUGCCGCGUCCUGGAGCCCGCCGUGAGCGCUCGCCUGCUGGAGCACCUGCGGCGGAGGGCGGCCGGCACCACCCCCGACUGGGGGCGCGCUGGGGACUCCUGCGGCCCUCCCGCGCCUUCCCCGCCGGCCGCGCCUGCGCCCGCGCCCCCUGAACCUCCCCGCGGCCUCUGGAGGCCCUGGUAG
Panthera uncia (snow leopard) is the source of this 492-nucleotide messenger RNA. It is a transcript of the gene HES2, whose product is annotated as hes family bHLH transcription factor 2. The record is from RefSeq and is a predicted model, not a curated record. Gene Ontology annotation, cellular component: nucleus. NCBI's taxonomy places the organism in Eukaryota, Metazoa, Chordata, Mammalia, Carnivora, Felidae. Gene Ontology annotation, molecular function: DNA-binding transcription factor activity, RNA polymerase II-specific; RNA polymerase II cis-regulatory region sequence-specific DNA binding; protein dimerization activity. The transcript is spliced from 4 exons. Gene Ontology annotation, biological process: regulation of neurogenesis; anterior/posterior pattern specification; regulation of transcription by RNA polymerase II. Bases 1 to 492 code for a protein of 163 amino acids.